Messenger RNA from Chenopodium quinoa (quinoa), 1563 nucleotides. Its product is annotated as gibberellin 20 oxidase 1-like. Gene Ontology annotation, biological process: flower development; response to light stimulus; unidimensional cell growth. The record is from RefSeq and is a predicted model, not a curated record. The transcript is spliced from 3 exons. Gene Ontology annotation, molecular function: gibberellin 20-oxidase activity. NCBI's taxonomy places the organism in Eukaryota, Viridiplantae, Streptophyta, Magnoliopsida, Caryophyllales, Amaranthaceae. The coding region runs from base 140 to 1327 and encodes 395 amino acids.
UCAUUUAAACCCCUCUCCUCCACUUCUCAACUUCAUUAAAAAAAACAGCUUAAACUUGUCUCUCUUCAUUCCCUUAUCUUUCUCUUAAAUUCUCAGCUCCAUUUACACUCCAAAGAAAAUUUGUAUUAACAAAUAUUGCAUGCUUAAAUCUUUAGCAAUGCAAACACUUCUUACUCUUCCACCCUCUAAUCAAGAAAUCUCAUUGUUUGAUACAUCAAUUCUCAAACAUGAACAUAACAUCCCAACCCAAUUUAUAUGGCCAGAUGAAGAAAAACCAUGCUCACAACCGCCUCCGGAGCUCGAGGUUCCUCCCAUUGAUCUAGGAGGGUUCCUCUCCGGAGACCCGGUGGCGGUGUCAAAUGCAACUAGCCUUGCUAAUGAAGCAUGCGAGAAGCAUGGCUUCUUCUUAGUUGUUAACCACGGCGUAAAUUCUAAGCUCUUAGACAAAGCACAUGAAGUUAUGAAUCAAUUUUUUGAAAAGCCGAUUUCUCAAAAGCAGAGAGCUCUUAGGAAACCUGGUGAUCAUUGUGGCUAUUCUAGUAGCUUUGUUGGAAGAUUUACUACUAAGUUGCCUUGGAAAGAGACCUUUUCCUUUCGAUAUUCGGCUGAUGAUAAGGCUUCAAAUAUGGUAGAAAACUAUAUAUUGAACUCAAUGGGGACUGAGUUUCAAGAAUUUGGGUACGACAGUAGCUAUUUGCGGGUGUACCAAGAAUAUUGUAAGGCUAUGAGCAACCUAUCUCUUGGUAUCAUGGAGCUCUUGGGAAUGAGUCUAGGAGUUGGAAGAAACUAUUUCAGGGAAUUUUUUCAAGAGAAUGACUCAAUAGUGAGGCUAAACUACUAUCCACCUUGCCAAAAGCCUGAUAUAACUCUUGGAACAGGACCUCAUUGUGAUCCCACGUCGCUAACAAUUCUUCAUCAAGAUCACGUAGGAGGCCUUGAAGUGUUUGUCAAUGAUAAAUGGUGCUCCAUUCGUCCUAAUCCUGAAGCAUUUGUUGUCAACAUUGGCGAUACCUUCAUGGCUUUAUCGAAUGGGCAGUACAAGAGUUGCUUGCACAGGGCAGUGGUAAACAAUAACACUCCACGAAAAUCACUAGCAUUCUUUUUGUGUCCCAAAGGAGACAAAGUGAUUAGUCCACCAGGUGAACUGGUAGACGACGAGUUAGGGCACCCGAGGGUAUAUCCGGACUUUACAUGGCCACUUUUUCUAGAAUUUACUCAAAAACACUAUAGGGCCGACAUGAAUACCCUUGAUUCUUUCACAAAGUGGCUCAAAAACAGAUCAAGUGAAGAGAUGAAUCGGCAGCAUUGCAACACGAAGAGUGAGUGAGUAAGAGUGUAAGACCAUGCAAGACAUAAGGCACUGCGACUGUUCGACAGGAUAGCAUAUACAUAAAUGACCAAACAAAUGAGUGCUACGUUUUAUAUUAUGUUAUUUGGAUUUUCAUGGUCCUACAAAAAUCGAGAGAAUCGUGUUAAAAUGAUCGAUAAAUUUAUCAAGAAAAAGACUACUACAUUUUAAGGAAUAAAGAGUUGAUUAAUUACAACUCAAACUUUUGAUUAUUA